AUGGCCUCAAUGAAUCCGGAAUAUGAUUAUCUGUUUAAACUUCUAUUGAUUGGUGACUCAGGGGUUGGAAAGUCCUGUUUGUUGCUCAGAUUUGCCGAUGACACUUAUACUGAGUCGUACAUUUCAACCAUAGGAGUCGAUUUUAAAAUUCGUACCAUCGAUUUGGAUGGAAAAACGAUCAAGCUACAGAUUUGGGAUACUGCUGGACAGGAACGUUUUCGCACAAUUACAUCCAGUUAUUACAGGGGUGCUCAUGGUAUCAUCGUUGUAUAUGAUAUUACUGAUCAGGAAUCAUUCAAUAAUGUGAAGCAAUGGUUACAAGAGAUCGACCGAUAUGCAUGUGAAAAUGUCAAUAAAUUACUUGUCGGAAAUAAAUGUGAUUUAACAACAAGAAGGGCAGUUGAACAAAGCGCUGCUAAGGAAUAUGCCGAUCAGUUGGGGAUCCCAUUUUUGGAAACGUCUGCGAAAUCAUCGACUAAUGUGGAACAAGCAUUUCUUACGAUGGCAUCCGAAAUCAAAAAUCGAAUGGGUCCCGUUCAGCAAGUUGGUACAGGUCCAUCAGUACGUAUUGGUGGAUCUCAGCCAGUGAAUGAAAAAAAAAGUGGUGGCUGCUGCUAG
Thelazia callipaeda (thelaziosis nematode) is the source of this 618-nucleotide messenger RNA. NCBI's taxonomy places the organism in Eukaryota, Metazoa, Nematoda, Chromadorea, Rhabditida, Thelaziidae. The record is from the annotation of a GenBank genome assembly.